Molecule: messenger RNA, 1907 nt
Organism: Lactuca saligna
Lineage: Eukaryota; Viridiplantae; Streptophyta; Magnoliopsida; Asterales; Asteraceae
Source: the annotation of a GenBank genome assembly
AUGGAGCGACGGGGGAGUCCUCCGAAGCAUAGACACGAUGGGACUUCGCCUUUGCCUUUGGGGAUGGAUUGGAGCCCUCCACCUAAAAAAUGGAAUGGGAGAGAUACAAUUUGGCCACAUGAUCCAAGAACAGGAUGGAGUUACUGCAUCACAAUCCCAACAUGGGUUGUCCUUCCAAAAUCUAGAGACUCAGAUCCUGUUGUGUUUUAUAGGGUUCAGGUUGGUUUACAAUCUCCUGAAGGGGUCACAACAACACGAACAGUAUCAAGAAGAUUUAAUGAUUUCUUAAGAUUGCUUGCUGCUCUUAGGAAAGCAUUUCCCAAAAAGAACCUCCCACCAGCUCCACCAAAGGGACUCUUGAGGUUAAAAAGCCGAACUUUAUUAGAAGAGAGGCGUUGCUCUUUGGAAGAGUGGAUGACAAAACUGCUAUCAGACAUUGAUAUAUCAAGAAGCAUUGUAGUGGCAUCCUUUCUUGAACUUGAAUCUGCUGCAAGAUCUUCAUUCCAAGAUGAAAAUCCACAAAUUGGAGAAUCAAGUGCCACUGUAUCUUCUUCUCCACAUAUUCAUCCAAAUGAAUCCGAAAGCACACCAGAUUACAACAGUGACACUGCUUAUGAUGAGACUUCAGAAAUUGGAACCUCAAGAGACAACAUAUCAGAAGAUUUAUCUCUAGAUGAAGAUUUAGUGGGCCCACUAGAAAAGCUAGUCAAACAUGGUGUUUCAAAUAUCGAUGAAGGCUUAUUAAUGGGAAAUGCAAUUCUAGACCAAGUUGAAGGGUAUUCUAGGAAUUCAAAUCAUUCACGAGAGAUUAACAUGAAGGGUAGUAGUAGUAAUAGUAGUGAGAAAAAUGGGCAACAACAAAAGAUGAAUAGGGUUGUUGUAAGUAUGAAGAGAAGACUUGGAACUGCAAAAACAGAUAUGGAGGAUUUGAUUUCAAGAUUGAAUCAAGAAAUAGCAGUUAAAGAUUAUCUUACAACAAAAGUGAAGGAUUUGGAGGAGGAGCUUGAAACUACAAAAGUGAGAAGUAAAGAAAAUCUUCAUCAAGCAAUUUUAAUGGAAAGAGAAAGAGUUACUCAAAUGCAAUGGGAUAUGGAAGAACUUAGAAGGAAAUCACUUGAAAUGGAGUUUAAAUUGAAGUCUCAAUCUCAACAGUAUGAAAAGGUGGAGGAAACAAAAUCUGUGAUUGAAGAAAAAGAUGAGUUGCUUCAGGAAUUGGAAGAUACCAAAAGUAAACUUGAACAAGUAUCAAAGAAACAUCAAGAAUUAGAAAUCAAAUCAAAAGCAGAUGUGAAGAUUCUUGUGAAAGAGGUUAAAUCCCUUAGAACCUCACAAGCUGAAUUGAAACAGCAGCUUAAUCAAUCACUUAUCGGGAAAUCAGAGGCAGAGAAACUAGUGCAACAAGAAAAAGAAAGAAUGGAAGAGGAGAAAGCUGGUAGAAUGAAGCUGCUUCACGAAUGUGAUGUUCUUCAAAAACGCCUAAAAGAGUGCAGCAUGAAUUUGGUAAUAAAUGGAAGUAGUGAGGACAAAUUAGUAAUUUGUUCUCCAUCUGUUGAAGACGCUUUACAACUUGUGAAAAUAUCUGAUGAUCGAAUGGAAGCCCUCCUUGCACAGGCGCAGAUGUUAGCAGAAGAUGAUAGUUUUGAUGAUGGCGACAACCCAACAAAUAAUAAUAAUAAAAAACUUAGGAAAAUAUUAUCGGAAAUUCUGGUGGAUAAUAUCACAUUGAGAAGACAAGUGAGUCUUCUUUUUGAUGGGGCCCUCAAAACAGGCGUCAUAACAACAACAAAAGACAUGGAAGUCUCAUUGGAUAAAUCUUAAAAAGAAAAAAAAAAAAAACAUGAGGUUGGUUGGUUGGUUGGUUAGAUACAGAAGAUGGAAGUGUACAUAUACCACAAAUAUAUAUCAUA